Perognathus longimembris pacificus (Pacific pocket mouse) is the source of this 3972-nucleotide messenger RNA. RefSeq names its product DENN domain containing 3 (gene Dennd3). NCBI's taxonomy places the organism in Eukaryota, Metazoa, Chordata, Mammalia, Rodentia, Heteromyidae. Gene Ontology annotation, cellular component: cytoplasmic vesicle. The record is from RefSeq and is a predicted model, not a curated record. Gene Ontology annotation, molecular function: protein binding. The transcript has 23 exons. Gene Ontology annotation, biological process: regulation of Rab protein signal transduction. Bases 99 to 3953 code for a protein of 1284 amino acids.
UCCCGCGGGCUCCGCCGUCGCUCCGGCGUUGCUCCGCCGCGGGCGGUGAGGUCCCCGGGGGCCCGGGGGCCCCGUGCUCGGCGGGCUGCGGGGCGGCCAUGGCGGAGGCCGCGCCGCAGCCGCUGUCGCUGCCCUCGGGGCUGCUGGAGCUGUGCGCGCUGCUGGGCGCCCCUCAGGACAAGCUCCGCGGCCUCGAGCAGGCCACCCACACGAGGGGAGUCAGAAGCCUCUCUUCCCUGGAGCCAGAGGUGCUGUCGGUGUUCGUGCCUCCCUUCACGAGCCGAGAGGACGGCCCGGCGGCGGGUGCGGGCUGCGGGACGCUGGGCAAGGGCCGGCUGCGCUCCUUCCGGAAGAGGAGGGAGAAGCCGCGGGCCGAGCCCUCCCGCGACCUCCAGGGGCACCGCCAGAGGCCCGACUCGGAGGAUGUCAGCAUCCCCGGCGGGGUGGACCUCCUGGCCCUGCCCCAGCUGUGCUUCCCAGGGGGCGUGUGCGCGGCCUGGGAACCCCAGGAGGACCACGUGCACUUCCUGGUCCUCACCGACGUCUGCGGCAACAGAACCUACGGCGUGGUCGCCCAGUACCACCGGCCCCUGCACGACGAGUACUGCUUCUACAGUGGGAAGACUCGCUGGGAGCUGCUGGGGCCCAGCGCGGGCCCCGCCGGCUGCUUCGUGCCCUUCGCCGUGUGUGUGGUGUCCAGGUUCCCCUACUACACCGCCCUCAAGGACUGCCUCUCCUGCUUAUUGACGCAUCUGAAACUCUGUAAAGACUUUGAAGUGGACAAUCAUAUCAAAGAUUUCGCUGCAAGGCUGUCGUUGAUCCCCAGCCCCCCACCUGGGCCACUGCACCUGGUGUUUAACAUGAAGCCACUCCAGGUUGUGUUUCCCUCGCGGGCGGAUCCUGAGAGCCCCAUCAUCGACCUGGACCUUCACCUGCCCUUGCUGUGCUUCCGGCCUGAUAAGGUGCUGCAGAUCCUGACCUGCCUCUUGACGGAGCAGCGCAUCGUCUUCUUCUCCUCCGACUGGGCCUUGCUGACGCUGGUGGCCGAGUGCUUCAUGGUGUACCUGCACCCGCUGCAGUGGCCGCACACCUUCGUGCCCAUCCUGUCCCGCCACAUGCUCGACUUCGUCAUGGCGCCCACGUCCUUCCUCAUGGGCUGCCACCUCGACCACUUCGAGGAGGUCAGCAAGGAAGCCGAUGGCCUCGUUCUGAUAGAUAUUGACCGUGGGAGCGUCACCGGCCCCAAGACCCCGGACGGCAGCCUGGGCAUUCCCGAGGUGCCGCUGGCGGCGGCGCAGGCGUUCAUUCAGAGGGUGCAGAGCCUCCAGCUGCACCGGGAGCUGCACCUGGCUCACCGGAGCGCCAGCACCGACCUCAACGAGGGCCGGGCCCGCCGGCGGGCGUGGCAGCAGACGCUCAACUGCCGAGUGCAGCACGUCGCCCUGCACCUGCUCGUCAGCAUCUUCAGGGAGGUGAAGAAUCAUCUGAACUACGAGCACCGGGUCUUCAACAGCGAGGAGUUUCUGAAGACGCGCGCGCCCGGGGACCAGCCUUUCUACAGGCAGGUCCUGGACACCUACAUGUUCCACUCCUUCCUCAAAGCCCGGCUGAGCCGCACGAUGGACGCCUUCGCGCGGAUGGACCGCGACACGCGGCCGGAGGAGGACAGGGAGGACGGGGUGCUGAUCAGCCCCAGGAGGCCCACGGUGGAGAAGAUGGCGCUGCGGAAGCCGCCGGCCCUGCCGCUCGCCCAGCGGCGCAUGGUGGUGAGCAUGCCCAACCUGCACGACAUCGUCCCGCCCGAGCCGCCGCCCCGGAACCUGUCGCUCCGCGUCACGGGCACCUCGGACGGCCGCGGCCGCAGCCUGGCCUUGCACGUGGCCCCCAAGUCCACGUACACCUUCAAGAUUCCCGAGAUCCACUUCCCGCUGGUGCGGCAGUGCGUGCAGGCCUACUACGCGGACUUUGCGGGGCUGCUGAGCAAGGCCAUGGGGCUCCUGGGCCCCGACAGCUCGCUGCUCCUGGCCAGGUAUUUCUACCUGCGGGGCGUCGUGCACCUGAUGCAGGGCCAGCUGCUCGGCGCCCUCCUGGACUUCCAGAACCUGUACAAGACGGACCUGGGCAUUUUCCCGGCCGACCUGGUCAAGGGGACAAUGGCGGCCUUGUCCACGGCCGAGCGUGCCCAGGCCGAGCGCACGCCCGAGCUCAAGAGGCUCGUCACCGAGGUCCUGGACAGGCCCGGCGACGCCCCGAAGGCCGACGACGCCGUCAAGAACUUCGAGCUGCCCAAGAGGCACAUGCAGCUGGAGGACUUCGUGCAGCGGGUCCAGGAGUCCGGCAUCGUGAAGGACGCCGACGUCAUCGGCCGCCUGUUCGCCGCGCUCACUGUCGGCCAGCAGAAGCAAAUUGACCCGGAAACAUUCAAGGAUUUCUACACCUGCUGGAAGGAGACCGAAGCCGAGGCCCAGGAGGUGAGCCUGCCCUCGCUGGUGAUGGACCACCUGGACAAGAAUGAGUGCGUUUACAAGCUGUCCAGCUCCGUGAAGACCAGCCGUGGCGUGGGCAAGAUCGCCAUGACCCAGAAGCGCCUCUUCCUGCUCACCGAGGGGCGGCCGGGCUACGUGGAGAUCUCCACCUUCAGGAACAUAGAGGAGGUGAGGAGCACCACGGUCGCCUUCCUCCUCCUGAGAAUCCCCACCUUGAAAAUAAAAACGGUGUCCAAGAAAGAAGUGUUCGAGGCCAACCUGAAGUCCGAGUGUGACCUGUGGCACCUGAUGGUGAAGGAGAUGUGGGCCGGGAGGAAGCUAGCCGACGACCACAAGGACCCUCAGUUCGUCCAGCAAGCGCUCACCAACGCCCUGCUCAUGGACGCCGUGGUGGGCGCGCUGCAGAGCCCGCGGGCCAUCCACGCCGCCUCCAAGCUGUCCCACUUCGACAGGAUGCGGACGGAGAUGCCCCUGGCGGUCCCCAAGACCACCGCGGAGACCCUGAAGCACAAGAUCAACCCGUCGGCCGGGGAGACGGCGCCGCGGGCGGUGGACGCCCUGCUCUACACGCCGGGGCACCUGGACCCCGCAGAGAAGGCGGAGGACGCUCACCCCAAGCUGUGGUGCGCCCUGGGCGAGGGCGAGGUCAUCGUGUUCGACGCGUCCUCCUGGACCGUGCACCGGCACUGCUUCCGCGUGGGCUCCUCCAGGGUGAACUGCAUGGUGAUGGCGGACCAGAGCCAGGUGUGGCUGGGCUCGGAGGACGCGGUCAUCUACAUCAUCAACGUGCAUAGCGCCGCCUGCAACAAGCAGCUCACCGAGCACCGCGCGGCCGUCACGGGGCUCGCGGCGGCGCCCGCCGGCGGGGGGCCCAGCGAGGUGUACUCGUGCAGCGCGGACGGGACGGUGCUGGCCUGGGACGCGAGCCGGCUGCGCGUCACGCGCCGCUUCCAGCUGCCCUGCGGGGGCCUCUCGGCCACCAGCCUGCACGGCGGCCACCUGUGGUGCUGCGCGGGGAGCAGCAUCGUGGAGGUGACGGCCCAGGGCGCGCUGCGGCAGGAGCUGAGGAUCGACGGCGGCCGCGGGGGGGCGCAGGCCUCCUUCCUGGGCCUCCAGCUCCUGCCCGAGCAGGAGCAGCUGUGGGCGGCCUGCGUGGGGCGCAGCGAGGUCUACAUCUGGAGCCUGGGGGACCUGGCCCAGCCCCCCGAGAUCGUCCACCUUCCGGACUGCUCCGAGGUCAGCUGCAUGAUCCGGGUGAAGCGGCAGAUCUGGGUGGGCGGCAGGGGCCCGUGCCAGGGGCGGUCCUGGGGGAAGAUCUACGUCCUCGACGUGAACCGGAGGACGGUGGCCAAGGAGCUGCUGGCGCACGCGGACUGCGUGCGGACGCUGUGCUCGGCCGAGGACCGCUACGUGCUGAGCGGGGCGGGCCCCGAGGAGGGCAAGGUCGCCAUCUGGAAGGUGGAGUGAGCCGCGGCCGCCCCCGCAA